AAGUGAUUCCGGCACCCUCGCAGAUCUGUCCGCCAUCGCCGAACGCUCAGAGAAUCUUUUCCAAAUAUGGCUGCAUCGUCUUCUUCUUCUCGGUUGGUUCGUGCAGUGGGUCGUUCAUUGUUCAGUGGUCUUUGCAACAAUGCUGAUGGUUUAGUGAGAUCAACACACGAGAUGAUGGGCAAUCAUUUGUUAUUCCAGCAACAAAGAACUUUCAUACAAAUGAGGACGAGUCUGAAAGUGGUAGACAAUUCAGGUGCAAAGAGAGUGGCGUGCAUCCAAGCACUAAAGGGAAAGAAAGGAGCAAGAUUAGGAGACACCAUAGUUUGCUCAGUGAAGGAAGCUCAGCCAGGUGGUAAGGUGAAGAAAGGAGAAGUGCAUUAUGGUGUUGUUGUUCGUGCUGCUAUGCCAAGGGGCCGCUGUGAUGGGAGCGAAGUAAAGUUUGAUGACAAUGCCGUGGUACUCAUCAACAAGCAUGGUGAACCCAUUGGAACCAGAGUUUUUGGUCCAGUGCCCCAUGAGUUGAGGAAAAAGAAGCAUGUUAAGAUUCUUAGUCUUGCAGAGCAUAUUGCCUAAUGUUUCUGCCUCUUGGUUGUUAGGUACCUCUA
Solanum stenotomum is the source of this 605-nucleotide messenger RNA. Its product is annotated as 50S ribosomal protein HLP, mitochondrial-like. Gene Ontology annotation, cellular component: ribosome; mitochondrial large ribosomal subunit. Lineage: Eukaryota; Viridiplantae; Streptophyta; Magnoliopsida; Solanales; Solanaceae. The record is from RefSeq and is a predicted model, not a curated record. The transcript is spliced from 4 exons. The coding region runs from base 67 to 573 and encodes 168 amino acids. Gene Ontology annotation, biological process: translation. Gene Ontology annotation, molecular function: large ribosomal subunit rRNA binding; structural constituent of ribosome.